AUGCCAACGUACGCAGAACGUGCCAGGGCUCUCUGGAGGUCGCUGAGCGCCGCAGACAAACAACGAGUUUAUGGCUUCCUCACGGUUGACGGCAACGCUGGCUGGAAAUUUGACUCCGAAAACGUCGCCGAACUAUGCGAAGCGCACCCCGAAAUCCCCUUUGCCCUACGAGCCAUGAUCGCUGCCGACAGAGGAGCCGCCUCGAACAGAAACUCCGACGUAUGCCUUGGCCGGGCGUCUGAAAUCUUUGAGCACGCGGAGGUUGUAGCGCGCACUGUGGACAAUCGCUUUGGCGAGGCGCUCCCUAAAGAUGCCUACAAGGAUGUCCAAGCCAGGUUGAUAAAACGUGGUAAACUCAGAGGAUGGCAGGCUGUGCCGGUGGAGACCAUCAAGCAGAUCAUCGACCUUUACGCAUUUAAUGCUACAAACACACCCCCUGAUCCCGAUGGAGCUCAUGGUGGUGAAUUCGUCCAGGAGAAGUUGAGAAUGCUUUGGGAGAGAGGAAAGCUGUGGUGCGCACCCCAAGAUUGUGGCCGCGUGCAGCGUCUGCUCGACAGAGUCGAAGGAGAGCUCCCAUCAAACAUGAAGCCCACCAUCAAGGAAGAGGAUUACUUGGCCAAAGAGGAGGAGGCUUCUGUUGCUCUCUUCAAACGCGACCUCGAGAGUGCAAAGCACAAGGCGGCUCGGCUUGGGCGACAAAAGGAAAAUGUUGCCGCUGCCAAUGAGAUCAGGUGCUUAGAAGACAAGCUCUCGCGAUGGGAAAGGACGAGGCGGCGUCUUUGUGAAGAUCUUCAAGUCCACGAGGCCAAGGCGAAAUACCUGCGCUGGGGUGGUCGGCCUCUAGGACGUUUCGACCCCUUCGACGAAAUUCAGCAGGCGUUCCAGGACAUCCAAACGAAAGAUGACGGCAUAUUCAUUGAGCACGAUUAG
Molecule: messenger RNA, 930 nt
Organism: Diaporthe amygdali
Lineage: Eukaryota; Fungi; Ascomycota; Sordariomycetes; Diaporthales; Diaporthaceae
Exons: 1
Coding region: 1-930 (309 amino acids)
Source: RefSeq, a predicted model, not a curated record